UUUAUUUUGUACUUAUAAUUUAGCUAUGCUAUGAACAUUACUUUUUCCAACUAGAAAUACUAGAAGCAACUAAAAGCUGGGAGGAAUAAAUGCUAUGGGUCCCAGACACCCUCAUGUGGGACCUUGCCAAACAUGUGCAGGAAUAACAGUUGGCUCUGGUAAUGGCAGGCUGCUGGAGCCUGAGACAGGCCUAACUUGGAUAAAACCCUUCUACAUUGUUUGAGAGAGCCGCAGUGCCUGGCUCUGUCUGCUCUACCCAUUCUUGCUCCACUCUGUCUGCCCUGUCACCCGCUGUGUGCUACCCAGUUGCCCUCAAGGUAAAUCAGACAGGCCAAAGCUCUAUUGAGACACAAGAGUGAUCAGUGCUCACACCCUGUGGCAGCAGUGCCAUGGAGUCCUAAGCACUGUGUAGCUAGGGGUCACUGAGCCUGAGCAGACUUCUGGAAAAAAAGGACACUCUGUAUAAGAAGGAAAGCAGCUGGCAGCUGAGCCAGGGGGGCUGCUCGCCAGGCUCAGAAGAGUGGCCUCAGGUGGGAGGGGCAGCAACCAGCUGAUGGGCACGGCCAUCAGCACCUUUUGUGACUGGAGUGUCCAGUGUGAGGAGGGGAUGAGCAGGCACCUGGGAGGUCAGGAGGUGGGUUUUCUGCAAUAUAUAGAACUGGGAUUGUCUCCUGGAGGAGUGCCUGUCUCAUCUCAAGCCUCACUGUGGAGUCAGAAUGCCAUAAAGCAGAGUGAGGGCUGUGGCAGCUUUUUAGCUCCACUGUUAUCCAUUUCCUUUCAGGAAGCAUUACAACCUAGUGAAGUUAUUAUCUAUCUCUGAUACAUUCUGAUGUAUUUUAAAAUGAUAAAUCAUUUGCAUUACCCUUACUGGCUCCAUGCUGAUGUCCUGCAUAGCUGUCUGGGAAAUGCCACUGGGGCAGGGGCUCUGCCAGCACCCCUCAGAGCCUGGCAUGGUGGCCCUGUUGGCUGCCACCCUCACAAAGGAUGAGACAUCCAACAAGGCUGCUUUUCACAUUGACUGGGUAGGUUCCGAAGAGAACUAACAUUAGGGGUUCACAAACUGAAGUUAGCAUACAUUUGGUGUAAGAAGGAUAUCUGGAGAAGCUUGAUGCCAACUCUCUUUGCUUCCUCCUGAGCUUAAGCACAUGUGAGUGAGAUCUCUGCUUUGGGAGGGGAGUGCCAAUGUUAGAGUGGGAUUAGGUUGUCAUGCUUUUCUAGUCUUCAUCCACAGAUUUUGGAGAGCUAGUCAAUGUGGGCUGCAAGUGCAAGGUGAAGAACCUGCUCUGAAGUUCAGUGUCUAGUGCAAGGAGUAGAGACACGUGAUUGACAACUGCAGUCUGUGUGCUGCAGGAUGGGGACAGGGCUGUGAGAGCAAACUAGGGAGUUCUGUGCAGAUGGGGGUCAGGGAAAGCCUCUGGGGAGUGAGGCCAGACCUAGAGCCUGAAGAAAAGGGAGGGGUUUGGCUCAUGGGGUAUACAGCAGGGGAAGGAGAGGGUGCAAAGAAGUCCAGCCAGACCACUAAGGCUGAGUUAAGACAGUGUAUUUGAAGCAUCAUCAAGGCUAUGGUGUCAGAAGCAAGUCUGGAGACUGGCUCAUUGUGCUUGUGGUUCAGGUAUGGUCCCCAGAGUGGCAGACCAUCUGUGGGGAGAAGCACUCAGAGUGGUGGAACCUUUAGGAGCUUGCUCUGCUACCUGCUCCAGUCAUUGCCCUUGGCAUCCUCAUCAGAACUACAAAGUGACAGGUCUUCCUCAUCGUGGACUAGAACCUUCAGAACCAUGAGCUAAAUAAACCUUUUUCUUGUGCAGAGAAGGAAUCACCCCAGUGAUGUGAGGGAAGGGAAAGCAAGGGAUGAAGGAAGAUGUAUUCGCGUAUUGAAGGACCAAUCCUGCUCCUGGAAGAAUUGAAUGCAAAAUGACCACCAGUUGUGGCCCCUUCCUGUCUGACUGGAGGAGGCAUCCUGAUGAUCCUUUGACGUCUGUUCACCUUGGCACUCAGGAGACAGGUGGCAAUGUCCCAGACACAGGAUUAUGAGUGCCGGAGCCAUCAUGUUGACGGGCAGGAGUCCAGGAUUCCAGGAUCAAGCACCAGGCUGGAAUGGGUGGAGAUCAUCGAGCCACGCACCCGAGAGCGCAUGUAUGCCAACCUGGUCACAGGCGAGUGCGUGUGGGACCCCCCAGCUGGCGUGCGCAUCAAGCGCACCAGCGAGGAUCAGUGGUGGGAGCUCUUCGACCCCAACACAUCACGCUUCUACUACUACAGCGCUGCCUCGCAGCGGACCGUGUGGCACCGCCCGCAGAACUGCGAUAUCAUCCCGCUGGCCAAGCUGCAGACGCUGAAGCAGAAUACCGAAUCCCCGCGAGCCUCAGCAGACAGCAGCCCCGGACGCGGCAGCCGUGAAGGCAGCACUGGCUCCUCAUUGGAGCCUGAGCCCGAUGCUGCUACUGAGAGGGUGCAAGAGCUGCCAGCCAGGGUCGGGCGCCAGGUGGCUCUGGGAAGCGCCAGGGAAGAGAGCGGCAGCUCCUCCCCACCAGGAAUGCUCCUUGAGAAGGACUGUGAAGUUUACCGUGAUUACAGCGUGGAUGGCCAGCUCCUUCACUACAGGACGUCCUCCCUCCGAUGGAACUCUGGCACCAAAGAGCGCAUGCUCAUCAAGGUCCCUGACCGAGAGCCCAGCUUCCUUGCCCCUCAGGGGAAUGGCUACACACUGGAAGGCCAGCCUGGGGGCCGCCCCCGCAGACCCUCUGGCAGCCAGCACUCACCCAACCUGCAGACGUUCACCUCUGAUGCAGAUGGCGCUGUCUUCUUCCCAGAGAGGCGGCCCUCACCUUUCCUGAGGAGAGCUGAGCUCCCUGGGAGCUGCUCCCCAAUACUUGCACAGACUCGGAAGGCCUCCAGUGACUCACAGCCCUCCUCCCCACGCUAUGGCUAUGAGCCUCCACUCUAUGAGGAGCCACCUAUUGAGUACCAGGCUCCCAUCUAUGAUGAGCCCCCCAUGGACAUGCAGUUUGAGGUUAGUGGCCCCUACCAGGCUGGCUCCCCACAGAGGUCACCAGGCCGAAAGCCUCGCCCAUUUCUGGCCACCACCAAGCAGGCCCCUGCUUCACCCUGCCAGCAGCUGGUGCGCACCAAGCAAAGGUGCCCUGAGCGCUUCCUGAGCCUGGAGUACAGCCCUGCAGGCAAGGAAUAUGUCCGCCAGCUAGUGUAUGUAGAGCAGGCAGGCUCCAGCCCCAAGCUGCGCUCCGGGCCCCGGCAUAAAUAUGCACCCAACCCUGGAGGUGGCUCCUACUCCCUGCAGCCCAGUCCCUGCCUACUGAGGGACCAGCGCCUGGGAGUCCUGUCAGGAGACUACAGCACCAUGGAGGGGCCUGAGCCACGACACAGCCAGCCACCCACACCACUGCCACAGGCCCAGGAGGAUGCCAUGUCCUGGUCCAGCCAGCAGGACACCAUGUCCUCCACAGGCUACUCCCCAGGCACACGCAAGCGGAAGAGCAGAAAGCCUUCUCUGUGCCAGGCCCCCAAUACCUCCUCCACUGACGGCCCAGGGGACCUGCUGGGCGAGCAGCCCCUGGCCGAGGAGUGCUCCCCAUGCGGGCCUAGCCUUGCCCAGGUGAAGCGUGCAGAGGCUGAGGCAGAUGUUGCACGGGGUGCAGCUGAGCCCUUCCUGGCGCAGGCACGGCUGGCCUGGGAGGCACAGCAGGCCCACUUCCACAUGAAGCAGAGGGGCAGCUGGGACUCCCAGCAGGAUGGCUCAGGCUACGAGAGUGAUGGUGCUGUGCCACUGCCCAUGCCAGGGCCUGUGGUGCGUGCCUUCAGCGAGGAUGAGGCACUGGCCCAGCAGGAGAGCAAGCACUGGAAGCGGAGCACCUUUGAGAAGCUGGGCUUCCCCCAGGUCCUGCUAGAGAAGAGUGUCUCUGUGCAGACUAACCUGGCCUCCCCGGAGCCUUACCUCCAUCCCUCCCAGUCUGAGGACCUCGGUGCCUGUGCCCAGUUUGAGAGCAGCCGGCAGAAUCGCAACGCAGUGCCCAGCUCCAGCUGUGUCUUCCCCACCUUCACUCUCCGCAAGCCGUCCUCAGAAACAGACAUUGAAAACUGGGCCUCCAAGCAUUUCAACAAGCACACCCAGGGCCUCUUCCGACGGAAGGUAUCCAUCGCAAACAUGCUGGCCUGGAGCAGUGAGUCCAUCAAGAAGCCCAUGAUUGUGACGAGCGACCGGCAUGUGAAGAAGGAGGCCUGUGAGAUCUUCAAGCUGAUUCAGAUGUACAUGGGUGACCGGCGGGCCAAGGCUGACCCCCUGCAUGUGGCUCUGGAGAUUGCCACCAAGGGCUGGAGCAUGCAGGGCCUGCGGGAUGAGCUCUACAUCCAGCUGUGUCGCCAAACUACUGAGAACUUCCGCCUUGAGAGCCUGGCCCGUGGUUGGGAGCUUAUGGCCAUCUGUCUGGCCUUCUUCCCACCCACACCCAAGUUCCAUUCCUACCUGGAGGGCUACAUCUACAGGCACAUGGACCCCGUCAAUGACACCAAAGUGACACAGCACAUAAAAGAGCUCCUGGAAAGGAACACUAAGAAGAAAUCCAAAUUGAGAAAGAAACCCAAGCCUUAUGUUGAAGAGCUGGAUGGGGUGGCGAUAAGCACCUAUGCCAAGUACUGUUACCACAAGCUGCAGAAGGCGGCCCUGACAGGGGCCAAGAAGGGGCUGAAGAAGCCCAACGUGGAGGAGAUCCGGCAUGCCAAGAACGCCGUGUUCAGCCCAUCCAUGUUUGGCAGCUCACUGCAAGAAAUCAUGAGCAUGCAGAAGGAGCGCUACCCUGACAGGCAACUGCCUUGGGUACAAACGCGGCUCUCCGAGGAGGUGCUGGCACUCAAUGGUGACCAGACGGAGGGCAUCUUCAGGGUACCUGGGGACAUUGAUGAGGUGAAUGCUCUGAAGCUGCAGGUGGAUCAGUGGAAGGUGCCUACAGGCCUGGAAGACCCCCACGUCCCUGCGUCGCUGCUAAAGCUGUGGUAUCGGGAACUGGAAGAGCCCUUGAUUCCGCACGAGUUCUACGAGCAGUGCAUCGCGCACUACGAGAGCCCCGAAGCCGCAGUGGCAGUCGUGCACGCUCUGCCCCGCAUCAACCGCAUGGUGCUGUGCUACCUCAUCAGAUUCCUCCAGGUGUUUGUGCAGCCCGCCAAUGUGGCCAUCACCAAGAUGGAUGUCAGCAACCUCGCCAUGGUGAUGGCGCCCAACUGCCUACGCUGCCAGUCAGACGACCCGCGCGUUAUCUUCGAGAACACUCGCAAGGAGAUGUCCUUCCUGCGUGUGCUAAUCCAGCACCUGGACACCAGCUUCAUGGAGGGUGUGCUAUAGCGAGGGCCAAGGCAGCAUGGGGCCCCGCUGCGGACCAGGAGCAGCCAGGCCGAGGCUGCGCCACCUCACCCCAAGAAGUGCCUUCUGUUCCCGGUGCCGAGCACACUGCCCUCCCCUUCCCAGGCGCGGGGUGGGCGGACGGGGGCGAGAGUAUUUUUUCUUGGGGUACCCAUGAGUCUGGAACCUGUGCAUAGAGAUAUAAAUAGAGCAACAGAGGCCAGGACGUUUGCUAAAAGACACAGUCUAAUCCGACGCCCUUCGCCUUGGGGGCUGACCUCACGUCGCCACCCUGCGGACUCGACCAGCCCUGUGUCGGCUCCGGUCCACCCGGAAUCUGAGUUCCUCCAACUGUUGUUAAAUUUCAUUUACCCCAGUUUUUAUAUAUAUAUUUUUAGAGUUUUUAUUUAUUAAAAAGAAGCCCAAUCCGCCGUGUCCCCUAGAGCAGGGUCCUCCUUCCGGUGAGCCCCGACUUUUUGAGGCGGCUCGGCGCAGGCGCUCCAUCUGGCGCAUUGUGUGAAUAAAGUUCUUGUGAA
This is a messenger RNA of Fukomys damarensis (Damara mole-rat), 5883 nucleotides long. RefSeq names its product Rho GTPase activating protein 39 (gene Arhgap39). NCBI's taxonomy places the organism in Eukaryota, Metazoa, Chordata, Mammalia, Rodentia, Bathyergidae. Bases 2009 to 5350 code for a protein of 1113 amino acids. Gene Ontology annotation, molecular function: GTPase activator activity; protein binding. The record is from RefSeq and is a predicted model, not a curated record. Gene Ontology annotation, biological process: signal transduction. The transcript is spliced from 15 exons. Gene Ontology annotation, cellular component: cytoplasm; cytoskeleton.